GUAAAAACUACGCACUCAUUAAAAAAAAUAGCAAAAAAAAUCUUUCUCUUCUCCUACUGUUCCUUCCACGGAUUCGACUUCUUCUUGCCCACUUAGGGUUUUCAGUCUCUCUUCCUGUAUUGCCUCUUUAAGAAACUUUUGUAAGGGAAUGAGUUUUUACCUGUGAUUUGAAUUUCAGAUGGAUUUGUAGCCUGGAUAAGCGUUCAAUGCUCAAUUGACUGAGCACUGCAUGUACACUUGGGUUUUUAUUUGUUAUCUGCAAUUAUUGCCACCUGUGGAGCUGACAUGGAUGAUGGUGUUCAUCGUGAAAAUGGCAGGCACAAAGCAGAUGAAUAUAAAACAGCUCAGGGCCAGUGGCUGGUGCAACCACAGCCAUCCAUGAAACAGAUCAUGGGCAUCAUGGCUGAAAGAGAUGCUGCCAUUCAUGAGAAGAACAUGGCCCUUUCAGAAAAGAAGGCGGCUAUUGCAGAGAGAGACAUGGCAUUGCUGCAGCGAGACUCGGCAAUUGCUGAGCGAAAUAAUGCCCUACUGGAGCGAGACAAUGCUAUUGCAACUCUGCAAUAUCGAGAGAACUCCUUUGCAAGUGCUAACACAUCCUCUAGUCCACCAGGAUACCAUAACUCGCGUGGGAUGAAGCACAUGCAUCACCAGCAGCAGCAUAUUCAUCUGCCUCUCAUGAAUGAAGGUGCAUAUGGUACUAGGGAAAUGCAGACAAGUGAUACUGUGCCAAUAUCACCUGUUGCUUCUGAGGCUGCAAAGCCACGUCGGGGUAAACGACCAAAGGAUACUAAGUCAACCCCAGCUAAUAAAAAGACCUCAAAAUCAGCAAUGAAGGUUAAGAGGGAGAGCGAGGACUUGAACAACAUGUUUGGAAAGUCAAAUGAGUGGAAGAAUGGGGAGGAUAUGAAUGGUGGAGGUGAUGGUCUAAACAAACAGCUGGCAGCAUCUAAGUCUGAUUGGAAGGGUCAAGACCUCGGGUUGAACCAGGUUGCUUUUGAUGAAACAACCAUGCCAGCACCAGUGUGCUCCUGCACUGGAUUCUUUAGGCAGUGCUAUAAAUGGGGUAAUGGUGGAUGGCAGUCUUCGUGCUGCACAACUGCCUUGUCAAUGUACCCCCUACCUGCAGUGCCCAACAAGCGGCAUGCUCGUGUUGGUGGGCGAAAAAUGAGUGGGAGUGCUUUUAGCAAACUGCUUAGCCGACUUGCAGCUGAAGGCCAGGAUCUGUCAAAUCCAGUUGAUCUCAAGGAUCAUUGGGCCAAGCAUGGAACUAAUCGCUACAUAACAAUUAAAUAGAUGAAGAAAUCUGCGAAUCAAUGGAUAAACAUGGAAACGUCAUGUAGUGUUCCUUAGCUGUAUGUAUCCUCAAUUUUUUUUUUUUUAUUUGCUGUGGGGAAAUAAUGAUUAGAUAACAGCCACAAAGUAGGUUAUCAUGCAAGUGAGACCCACCGCAUUUCUUUUUCCUACAGAGUCUUGUCGUCAAGUGGGGAUGUAUUUAUGGCAGUUAUCCACGGAACUCUGGUUAAAUGUCAAGGGUCAUUUGCAAAGUGGUUGAAUUCUUAUGAAUACAAGUAUUAAGUUAUAAUAGAAUCUGUUAUUCUAGGCA
Messenger RNA from Populus euphratica (Euphrates poplar), 1603 nucleotides. Its product is annotated as protein BASIC PENTACYSTEINE6-like. Gene Ontology annotation, cellular component: nucleus. The transcript is spliced from 4 exons. Gene Ontology annotation, molecular function: sequence-specific DNA binding; DNA-binding transcription factor activity. Lineage: Eukaryota; Viridiplantae; Streptophyta; Magnoliopsida; Malpighiales; Salicaceae. Gene Ontology annotation, biological process: response to ethylene. The record is from RefSeq and is a predicted model, not a curated record. Bases 286 to 1293 code for a protein of 335 amino acids.